Gadus chalcogrammus (walleye pollock) is the source of this 5187-nucleotide messenger RNA. Its product is annotated as lysine-specific demethylase 2A-like. Bases 702 to 4520 code for a protein of 1272 amino acids. Gene Ontology annotation, molecular function: zinc ion binding; transcription coregulator activity; DNA binding. NCBI's taxonomy places the organism in Eukaryota, Metazoa, Chordata, Actinopteri, Gadiformes, Gadidae. The transcript has 24 exons. The record is from RefSeq and is a predicted model, not a curated record. Gene Ontology annotation, biological process: regulation of transcription by RNA polymerase II; protein demethylation.
UUGUGUUGUUAUUGCCAUGUUUUUUGCCAUUUCUAUUUAAAACCAUUCUAAUGGAAAGGGGGCAGUGUCCGAAUAGCAUCAGAGGUUUCAUUGGCUGAAUUCAGUGAGUCGUUACGCGCCGUUCGCCACUCUCCUCUGACCGACAUAUUAUUGGAUGUUCUCAUCCAAUGACAUUCCACAAAGCUAGUAAAUGACUUGGGUUUAGACGAAUAAACGACCCACUUCCUUUGUUUUCAUUGGGCUGUUUAUGUUUGUGGGCGGGGCAUAUUUCAUGUUUUUUGUUGGGAAAAAAUGGCGGCGAUUGUAAUCUAAGGGAUAUCCUCACGUUUACCUAACGUCUACCUAACGUUUAUUACGGAGGAGGAGCUGCACGCUGGGUGUUCUAUCGGAACGAGAUCUCGUGCAGGGCUUCACCAAUAAGGGUACAUCAGCUGGAGCAGUAUCGGGGAAACGUUUGUCAGCUGGAGCAGUAUCAGGGUAACGUUUGUCAGAGCGUAAAUGUUGUUGCUGUAACCCACUGUGAAACACAACAGUUGAGUUGACGUGAGCUCCAUGUUCUUCAACAUCAGCGCGCCAUAAUGCGUGGAUGCACAGAGCCCCACAGCGUCUGACGGCUGUUCAGCCGUGUUGUGAGUUCACAAUCACUAGACUAUCAUCUUCGCCAUUCAACUUCACAAACGGGUCUUCGUUUCGUAUUGGAAAUGUCCUCUCUGACCAAAGUUGCCCUAAAAUCCUCCAAGGCAGAGGAGGGUCGUCCGCGACAUAGCACUCGCCUGCGCACAGGUUCCCGGAGACGUUACCAUGACGACGGCAUCUCAGACGAGGAGAUUGAUGGACGCAGGAUGUUUGACCUGGAGGACAAAGUGCACAGCGAGCGGUUCAGCUCGGACAGGGUGGUACGGAUGGAGGGCAAGGAUCUGACAUAUGAGUACAUUCAAAGAGGAGGUCUGAGGGAUCCCAUCAUCUUCGAGAAGCCAGAUGGAUUAGGAAUCAAAAUGCCAGAUCCUGACUUCAGUGUGAACGACGUUAAGAUCUUUGUAGGGAGCAGACGCAUGGUGGACGUGAUGGACGUGAGCACGCAGAAAGGCACGGAGAUGUCCAUGGCGCAGUGGAGGCGCUACUACGAGACGCCGCACGCACAGCGGGACAAGCUGUACAACGUCAUCUCCCUUGAGUUCAGCCACACCAAGCUGGAGAAUCUGGUCAAGAGACCGGCCACGGUGGAUAUGAUUGACUGGGUGGACAACAUGUGGCCCCGUCACCUGAAGGAGAGACAGAGGGACUCCACCAACUCCAUCACUGACAUGCAGUACCCCAAAGUCCAGAAGUACUGCCUGAUGAGUGUGCAGGGCUGUUACACAGACUUCCACAUUGACUUCGGAGGAACAUCAGUUUGGUACCAUAUACUGAGAGGAUGCAAGGUGUUCUGGCUGAUUCCCCCCACCCCUCAGAACCUGGAGCUCUAUGAGAACUGGGUGUUGUCAGGGAAACAGGGCGAUGUCUUCCUGGGAGACCGUGCUUCUGACUGUCAGAGGAUUGAGCUGAAGCAGGGGUACACCUUCAUCAUUCCUUCAGGCUGGAUCCAUGCCGUGUACACGCCCGUGGACACCCUGGUGUUUGGCGGCAACUUCCUCCACAGCUUUAACGUUCCAAUGCAGCUGCACAUCUCCAGCAUUGAGGACCGCACGCGGGUGCCCGCCAAGUUCCGCUACCCGUUCUACUUUGAGAUGUGCUGGUAUGCCCUGGAGCGCUACGUCUUCAGCCUCACCGGCACCUCCUACCUCACGCCUGAGUUCCAGAAGCACUCGCUGGGCAUCGGUGGGUGGCCCACAUGUAGCUUCUUAUUCUCUCCCAGUUCUGGGGAAAACCUUUCUGAUGUCACGCUCUGCUCUACAGGUCUGAAGAAGCCGUCUCCGGCAGACCCGGACAGCGGAGACUUAGACGAUAUGGGCGAGGGUGGCAGUAGUGAUGGAGAUGCAGACGGCUCCUCUUCCAAGCCACCAGUGGGCAAAGUUCACAUGGCCCCGUUCGAGCUGGAGGGGAUGUGGAACCUACUUGGCAAGCUGGAAGCCCUGCCGUCCAACAAGAAGUGUGUCCCCGCAGGCAUACACAAUGCGCCCGCCCUACUCACACACAUCAAGGCCCUUCUUAAGGAGCAUGCCAAUGACAACCCAAAACUUUCCUACACUGGCAAACCAAUCAUCACAUGGCCAAAGAGGCCUUCGUGGUACCAGCCUCCCCCUCCACCACUGCCCCCACCGCGCCCCAAGCUGGCCAACACCCCCGUGCUGCCACGUCCCCAGAAGCCUGCCUCCUCCAUGUCGGUGCUGAGACGCCGGCGCGUCAGGUGCAAGCGCUGUGAGGCCUGCAUGAGGACCGAAUGUGGCGACUGCAACUUCUGCAGAGACAUGAAGAAGUUCGGCGGGCCGGGGAAACUGAAGCAGACCUGCGUCUUGCGCCAGUGUCUCGCUCCCGGCCUCCCCCUGUCGGCGGUGUGCGAGGUGUGCCAGGAGCCAAACCAGGACGACACGGGCGAUCCCAGCCUCCUCUUGAUGGAAUGCUCCAACUGCGCAGAGAUCGUCCACCCUGCCUGCCUCACGGUACAAGGAGAUGGAGUGAUGAACAGCGAUUUACCCAGCUGUUGGGAAUGUCCAAAGUGUGUCUUGGGGAUCACGGACCAAGAGACUCCUAAAGGAGACAAAAACAAGCCACUCCCGCUGAAGCGCAAGUCCACCUCGCUGCUGGACUCCCGCAUCGCCAAGAUCUACCGCAGGCACAGGCACGGCCGCGACGGAGACGACUCCGGCAGCGAGGAUGACCAAGUGUCUCGGAGGAGGAAGCUGGGCCUGCACCCCCGGGGGGGGGGCAGUUCCAGGAGGGGCUACCGCAGGGGCCUACUGAGGGGGGGAGCCGGCCACCGGGGCAGCAGGGCCGGGGGGCUGGCCAUGGGCGGCUCUGGGAUUAGGAUGAAGCGCGGCAUAGGGCUCCGGAGGGGCCGCGGCGUCAGGCUGAGGGGGGGCUCCAGGAUGCAGAGAAGGGGGGGAGAUGACUCUGAGGAGUCGGAGGACGAUGACGACGACGACGACGACGACGAUGACGACGACGACGAGGAAGAAGAGGUGGACGACAGCGAGGGUGGGGGGAAGGAGGGCCAGAGGGGGAGGAGGAGGAGGCGCCUCCGCGGGACGGACGAUGACGACGAUGAGGAAGAGGAUAGUGACAGCAGGGAGUUUGACCCGGAGGAAGAGGACGAGGAGAUGGACCAAUAUGUGGAUGAGGAGGAGGGGGAGGAAGGGCACUGGGACUCGGACCCAGAGCCGCCCGUCCUGCUGGUGUCUGACCUGACCGAUGACCUGCUCACUGGGUCCUACCUGACGGUCACCCUGCAGCGGCCCCAGAAGGCCAAGAGGCACUCAGGCUCCAUCGUCCCCAAGCUAGAGGCGGCCAUGGGUCCCAGGACAGCCAUCUUGGGCCCGGGGGGACACCAGAGUUUUGUCCAGCGCAAGUCGGCCCUCUCCAAACCCUCUCGGGUGAAAGGCGAGGCUGAUGGUGUCACCCUGGCCAGAGGCUCUGGCAGGCCCCGUGUCCGCGGCCUGCCCACCUCCGCCUCCUCCUCUGACGAGGACGGCCCCCGCGUGGCCGACACCGCCACCAUGUCCCCGCCCUCUACGCUGCUGUCGCUGCCCUCCUUCAAGGACGCGGGCAGCGAGCGAGGCGCCGACAAGGAGGUGUGGGUAUCGGUCUUCAGGUUCCUGAGCCGCCCCGAGCUGCUGGCAUGCAUGAGUGUCUGCAAGGCCUGGUACAAGUGGAGCUUUGACAAGCGCCUGUGGAGCCACGUGGACAUCAGCCGCAGCACCCGCCUCAGUAACCAGGCCCUGGCUGGAAUCAUCAAGAGGCUGCCCACCUCCCUGGACCUCUCUUGGACACCUGCCGCCAAGAGGCAGCUGCACUGCCUGCUCACACGCCUGCCAGGGCUCCGGGAGCUGCGUGUGGCGGGCCUGCCCUGGUUCGCCCUUUCUGCCCUUGUGUCCCCCACCCUGCCCUGCCUCAGGCUGCUGGACCUGCGCUGGUGUCAGGGCAUCAAGGACGUCCAGAUGAAGGACCUCAUCCUGCCACCUGGCCUGGGCUCAUCCCGCAGCCGCCUGAGGAACAUGUCGGCGCUGUACCUGUCGGGCCUGGAGGUGAGCGACUCCACCCUGCGGCUGCUGCAGCGCCACAUGCCCCAGCUUGAGCGGCUGGACCUGGCCCACUGCCCGGCUGUCUGCGACACCUCCAUCGCCCUGCUGGCCGCCGCCGGCACGCACACCCGCCACAACCUCACCGAUCUCUAUCUUGCCGGUUGCAACCGGCUGACGGACGGUUGCCUGCCCUACCUGAAGCGCCUCUCUGCGCUGGAGCUGCUUGACCUUCGGGGCUGCGACGGCGUGAGCCGGCGGGCGUGCGAGGCCUUCAUCUCAGACCUGUCCCACGUGUCGUUCUACUGCAUGAUGGAAGAAAAGCUCAUCCAGCGCAUCCCCUAAGGGGCGUUUCCCAGCAGGCACGGCGUCCUCCGGGCCCUCUGUUGCAGGGGAGCGGCGCCACCAAAGCCUGUUUCCAGCCUGUUUCUAGUCUCCUAGCCUGGGACCCCAAGAGGAGAAUGGCUGUGUUUGUAAAUGUUUUUUCUCUGUGAAGUUCCUGGGUUCUUUCUGCUGGGCUCUUUUCUGCCUGGCCUUCAUGUUUGCGAGUCUUUGUUACAUUUCAUUUUUAAACAUUCUAAAAAAAGAACACUAAUAAAGUGUAAAGUGAAUACGGAUUGGUUUGAAGUACUUUUCUUUUAUGUGCACAUAGUAACACAGCCUUCGUUUUUUGACGACAUGAUAUAUAGACUAUUGAUAGACUAUAGACUAUUGAUCAUGGUAAGUGCAGCCUGGAAAGCCCCUUUAAGGCUGGAGAAUUCUGAACGGCAUCACUGAUCCCUCCUACAUUGUAACCAAAAAAAUGCAUGUCCCUGUGAACUAUGAGUUUGAUUUACAACAGUUUUACAUAGUUUGACGAGGUGCAGAGCAGGAGUCAAGAAUUAACUGACAAGAUUGAAAGAUAAUUAAGUUAAACACAUUAGUGCCAUAACUCACUAAUGUGAUAAAAGAUGCAUUCGGGCGUGAUAUAUUAUUCCACACGCGUAGAUAUUAACUGCGAGUGCGAAAAUUA